AUUGCUCACACUCGAAACUUAAACCCCAUUAUACAUAACUUCUCCUUGGAGGCAACUCUUACUUGUUUCAUGAGUUUUUCCCAAACCCUCUCUUUCUCUGCACUCAAAGAACAAGAGCUGCAGACUAUUCUUACUAAAACCCGCCUCCACCAUUUCCACUCUAUCAACCAAUCUAAAACAUGUCCAUGUCAUCUCAGCCACAACAGCCCGCCGGCGGCGUCGUUUACCCAAACACUGUCACAAGACCACCGCCCAAUUCCCCGUCAUCCCACUCGUCAGAUGGAUCGUUUGGGACGGUGUUCAUCGUCCUGGCUGUUAUUGUUGUUAUAUCAGCUAUAGCUUGCUGUCUCGGACGUCUCUGCAACCGACGCAAUCAGAAACACAAACCCCACAAACAAAGCCACAACUCUCAGCCCCGACAAGGCCAAGCGGGGAACAUGGAUUUCCAGCACUCGAUCUCGAAGCAGCAAAGCCACGGCUUUCGUCCCAGAGAAAGGGAAAGAGACAUAGAGUUUGGGUUCGAUAAGAAUAUUGCAGCUUCGAAACCUGCUGGGAAUGGACAAACCAGAGGCUUCAAACAGUUUGGAAAUGGAGACAUCAAGUUUGAACCCAAAGUUGGCGGUGUAUAAACAAUAAAUGGAACCAAAUGAGGAGCUAGCUUUAGUACGAGAUUUGACCUCCUCAGAUCAGAAGUAGUUAUUGUAUAACUCAUUUUUAAGCUGUUAUUUAUGUUUGUAUUAUGUAAUUAUUUAUUGAUUAUGAUACUCUGACAUCGUAUUCAUUAUAUCUUAUGAUAUAUUGUAAGGUUGAGAUGCAGAGAAUGUUAUUGCUUAAAAGUAUUAGUCAAUUACUUACUGCUCGUUUCUAAUCCUCUUGCAUAACAUGCAAUUCCUUAA
This is a messenger RNA of Pistacia vera, 896 nucleotides long. RefSeq lists its product as uncharacterized. Bases 180 to 629 code for a protein of 149 amino acids. The transcript has a single exon. The record is from RefSeq and is a predicted model, not a curated record. NCBI's taxonomy places the organism in Eukaryota, Viridiplantae, Streptophyta, Magnoliopsida, Sapindales, Anacardiaceae.